AUGAUCUCACUGUUCAUACAAUGAUGCACGUGUUUAAUUCGAGUCAUUUUUGUCCAAUAACAUCUCAAAUGUCAUUUUGUAAAUGAAUAACUUGGAAGUGAUAUAUGAACAACGUAAACAAUGAAAAGAGAGGCUAAUGCAUUUUUAACAAAAAUAACUGCGGAGAAUAGUUCGUUAUCGUCUACAAUGUUAAUGGAGCCUCUUAAAUUGAUGAACUUAACACAUAAGGGGACAAGGAACAUCACGCAUUCAUGAACUUUACAUCAACAAUAAUUUUGGUCAAUCAUAUAUAUCUCUAUUCUUUAGUCACCCAACAACCUAAUGAAAUCUCUAAAUAUAAAAAAUAAAAUAUAUUCAUUUUCUUAAAAAAUUAAUGGAGGAGUUCUGAGUUGAAACAUAUUCAUCUCCCCUUUUGACCUAGUCAUGUUGUUAUGCUCCUUUAAGCCGCCGGUCGGUUUCUCCAUAACAUUUUAUUUUCCAAGCAUUAUAUAACCAUUGAGUCCAUUUCUGAUGAUAAUAUUGUGACUAACGAAACAAAGCACACAUACAAAUUAAGAAUCAAUCUAUAACUUAUCUAAAUAUGUUGAUCGACUUUUCAGUUCUUCUUCACUUCUUUACCAUCACCGCAAUCUUCUUUGCAAUUUCAACAUCUGUUUUAUCAGCUCUCCAUCCAGAUGAAUUAAAUACGCUAGAGAAGAUAGCUACUACACUUGGAGUCAAGGGAUUGAACCUACGUAAUGGAGACCCUUGCACUUGAGGAACCUUAACUAUGGCGCAAGGAGUCUCUAUUGUUCCGAAUUCGGAGAGAAACAACACCAUUCGUUGUGAUUGUAGCUUCUACAACAACAAUACAUGUCAUAUAACAAGCAUAGAGCUCAAGACCCUCAGUCUUCCAGGGAAACUUCCACCUGAGCUGGCCGACCUUCGAUAUCUCCGAACGAUCGACUUGUGCCGAAACUAUCUAUCGGGCACAAUUCCAAUGGAGUGGGCUUCAAUGCCACACCUCACUUCCAUCUCGCUCUGCGCGAAUAAUUUGUCUGGGAUUUUACCAAGUGGGUUACAAAACUUCAAGAAUCUGACAUUUUUAGGGAUUGAAGCAAACCAGUUCUCUGGUCCGAUACCUGAUGAGAUUGGUAAUUUGACCAACUUAACAGGAAUGCAUAUUGGGUCCAAUCAAUUUACAGGAAGCUUGCCUAGCUCUCUCGCUAGACUGGUUAAACUUGAGGAUUUUAGGGUAAGUGACAAUAACUUUAAUGGCACCAUCCCUGGAUAUAUUGGCAACUGGUCUGGGCUUAAAAAGCUGUAUCUGUACGCAAGUGGACUGAAAGGACCUUUUCCUGAUGCGGUGGCCCGUCUAGAAAAUCUCGUUGAACUGAUUAUUAGUGAUACGACUGGGAUAAAUUCCUUUCCAAAUAUAUCCAGCAAAGCCAUCAAAACCCUGAUUUUGAGGAAUGUGAGUUUGUAUGGUUCGAUUCCUUCUUACAUCUGGACUAUGCAAGAGCUAAGGAUUCUAAGUGGGCUUCUUCCCUGCGCUGGUUCAAUAAACUGCACUCGUUAUCAUCGAUUUCUACAUAUAAAUUGUGGUGGAGACAAGAUAGUUAUCACAAACUCUUCUUAUGAAACCACUUAUCAACCUGAUAACUACAAAUUCAACGCGGCAACAAAUCAGCGCUUUGGAAACUGGGGAAUCAGUAACACUGGUGCAUUCACGGAUUAUCUUAGUGAGGAGGAGCAGUUCAUCUUUUCAACUAGUUUACCACUAUCUGGAAAUGCUCCUGAUAUUUAUAAGACUGCGCGUCGAUCUGCUCUCUCUUUAGCUUAUUAUGCAUUUUGCUUGGAAAAUGGACCUUACAAUGUGAAACUACAUUUUAUGGGGAUUCAGUUUUCUGAUCAAGAACUAUAUAGCCGUCUUGGCAGACGCAUAUUUGAUGUCUAUGUUCAGGGAGAAUUGUUCUUGAGAGAUUUUAACAUCAAAGAAUUGGCUAAUGGGACACUAAAGCCUCUUGUUAAAGAGAUAAAAUCUGUUAAUGUGAGCGAUCAUACGUUAGAGAUUCGUUUGUAUUGGGCGGGGAAAGGGACAACUCUCAUUCCUAAAAGAGGAAAUUAUGGUCCUCUUAUCUCUGCAAUCUCCUUGUGUCACAGUUUGGAACCACGAUGUGGAGCGGAGAAAACAAAACGUCACACUAAUUAUCCACUAAUUUUUGGGGUAACGGGUGCCUUGGUAACAAUUAUUCUCUUGGUUUUGGGAUUUUAUGCUCAGAAAAAAUGCAGAGGAGAAAAGAACAAGAGAGAAAGAGAUUUGAGAGCCCAGGGUCUGCAAACGGUUUGGUUUACUUGGAGGCGACUCCAAGCUGCAACAAACAAUUUUGCUCAAAGCAACAAACUUGGAGAAGGAGGUUUUGGAUCCGUAUUCAAAGGAGAGCUAUCAGAUGGAACAGUCAUAGCAGUCAACCAAGGAAACCGCGAAUUUGUGAAUGAGAUAGGAAUGAUCUCAGGUCUGAAUCAUCCAAACCUUGUCAAACUUUACGGAUGCUGCGUCGAGAAGAAUCAAUUGCUGCUCGUCUAUGAGUACAUGAAAAAUAAUUCCCUUGCUCUUGUGCUAUCUGGAAAAAGCCCCCUGAAACUGGACUGGGAAGCAAGACAAAAAAUCUGUCUGGAAAUCGCAAGAGGACUUGAAUUCCUCCACGAAGGAUCAAUGAUCAAGAUGGUUCACCGUGACAUAAAAACAACUAACGUGCUUCUAGAGGUUGACUUUAAUGCAAAGAUAUCGGACUUUGGAUUGGCUAGGCUCCAUGAAGAAGAACACACUCACAUUAGCACUAAAGUUGCAGGAACCAUCGGAUAUAUGGCUCCAGAAUAUGCAUUAUGGGGUCAACUGACAGAGAAAGCAGAUGUGUACAGCUUUGGAGUUGUGGCAAUGGAAAUUGUUAGUGGAAAGAGUAAUACGAAACAACAGGGAAGUGCUGAUCACGUCUCGCUUAUCAAUUGGGCGCUAACACUGCAACAGAAAGGGGACAUAAUGGAGAUCAUAGAUCCAAUCCUCGAAGGUGAUUUCAAUAGCAAAGAAGUAGUGAGGAUGAUCAAAGUUUCUCUCCUUUGCACAAACUCAUCUCCUUCUUUAAGACCAACAAUGUCAGAGGCCGUGCAAAUGCUUGAGGGAGAGAUCGAGGUAACACAGGUUUUUUCUGAUCCUGAUUUAUAUGGACACAACUGGAGCAUCUCAAAGCGGAGGGACAUUGAAACACGUGGUAUCUCAAGCACGUCUGAUGUGACCGAUCAAACAACAACGACAAUGCGAUCCUCCUUUUCGGGUUAUGAUCUCUACCCGUUAUACCCUGAAUCCAUGAUCCUAAACUCCACAGUAGAGUUUUCUUCCACGUCAUUGUAAAAUUAAAAUCAGUAGACAAUGCCUUGCCUCUUAUAGGAGAAGAAAUGUAUGUGAAGUUAUCGAAUAUUUAUAUGAAAACACAUAUCAAUAUGAAUGUUUGUUAAAAUUGAA
Molecule: messenger RNA, 3499 nt
Organism: Arabidopsis lyrata subsp. lyrata
Lineage: Eukaryota; Viridiplantae; Streptophyta; Magnoliopsida; Brassicales; Brassicaceae
Product: probable LRR receptor-like serine/threonine-protein kinase At1g29720
Biological process (GO): protein phosphorylation
Molecular function (GO): ATP binding; protein binding; protein kinase activity
Source: RefSeq, a predicted model, not a curated record